CCUUAAUUACACGACCUAAAUGAAUACCUGAGGAGAGAACAAGGGGAGCGUGUAUUUUUUUCUUCCCCUUCCUCAAAGUUGUGAAAUCCGAUAGCUGCAGGAAGAAAAAGAAAAGAGAGAGAAAGAAAGCAAGAAAGAGAAAACAGAGAGACAGAAGUGGCUUUAAUGAGAAGCAACCUUUGGAAUUCCUCCUCGUGAAAAUUCCGACUCUGCUGUUUUUCCCCCUCUCCUCUUGUUUUUAGGCUUGAAGACAUGAUCACUAGCACCAGUAUUUAUGGUCUAAAGAUGCAGUGGACCCCAGAGCACACACAAUGGGCAGAGCAACACUUUGACAUCUCAUCCACUACCCGCUCGCCAGCACACAAAGUAGAGGCCUACCGGGGGCACUUACAGCGAACGUACCAGUACGCAUGGGCAAAUGAUGACAUCUCUGCACUGACUGCCUCCAAUCUGCUUAAGAAAUAUGCAGAGAAGUACUCUGGGAUCCUAGAGGGCCCAAAUGAAAGAGCCCUGCUGUGUUCCUACUCUGAUAGCACCAGUGGACUCAUGAAUGGACGAAAGUCAGAGAAUGAGUCCUGGCAGGAGGGGAUUUACCCAAUGAACUGUGCUCCAGAUGUUAUAUCUGUGAGCAAAGCUGGAAUGACAGCUGCCCUACCCCCUACAGAUGUGUCGGCUAGCAUAGGCAGCUCCCCAGGGGUGGCCAGCAGCUUGUCUGAGCCGAGCUAUUCCAGCAGUAACUGUGGGAGCCACACAGCCACUACCCUCCACUCGGGCCUCCCCUCUCAGGAAUAUACUGCCAGCUACAACGGCUCCUACCUGCAUUCAAGCUAUAGCGGCCAGAGUACCCCAGCCCUCCCCUCCCCACACCCCUCUCCUUUGCACAGUGCCGGGCUCUUACAACCACCACCCCCGCCUCCUCCCCCUACCUUAGUGCCGAGCUACAACGCCGGGUCUCCAAACCUUCCCAACUACAAUUAUCCUCCAACAGGGUAUCCUUCUCAGACUGCUGUUGGCCCUGGUUAUAGCCCUGGGGGAGCGCCCCCCCCUUCGGCUUAUCUACCGUCUGGUAUUGCAGCUCCGACACCAAUCCCUCCUUCCACACUGCCUGGCUACACCUACCAGUCCCAUAAUCACACACCAAUUGCACCAACACCUUUGAAUGGCAGCACAUCCAACUCAUUAAAACGAAAAGCUUUCUACAUGAGUGGACAUGGAGAUAUGGACUCUAGCUUUGGUAAUUUCAACUACAACCAACAGCGCUCUUCACACAGUCCAAUGUACAGACUUGCAGACAGCAGUAUCACAGACUCAAACAGGGGUAAUGGCUUUGACAGGAACGCUGAGGGGGCGUCUCUAGCAUUUAAGCCAACCAAACAGACAAUGUCCUCCGAUCAACAAAGAAAAUUUAUAAUACACUCUGGCAGAGCACUAACUCCUCCAUCCUAUGGAUCAACCAAAAGCUCUGUGGGUGAUCUCAGAACUGGUGAGCCCUAUGGCAAGUUUGGAUCCCCCAUCAUGAGCGAGCAAACUGAAGAGCACAGACAGCACCUCUCUCACUCCCUAACAGGGCCUGACAUUGGUACGGCUACCUCGUCCAUCCUUGCUGCAGAGGAACAACUGAAGAACAGUGACUCCAACUUGGUGGAGAUGGUGACCACAGAAAUCCUUCAACAGGGCCCUCCAGUCGACUGGAACGACAUUGCGGGUCUGGAUAUGGCCAAGGCAGCCAUCAAAGAGGAGAUACUAUGGCCCAUUUUACGGCCAGAUAUGUUUAGUGGACUUGCCACAUUACCUCGGAGCCUCCUUUUAUUCGGACCUCAGGGAACUGGUAGAACACUGCUGGCCCACAGCAUGGCCAGUCAGCUAGGGGCUGCCUUCUUGCGACUCAGCAGCUCAGCUUUGGUGACCAAGUGGCUUGGGGAAGGCGAUAAGAUCAUACAGGCUUCUUUCCUGGUGGCCCGGUGUCGCCAGCCGGCUGUGGUGUUCAUCAGAGAGGUGGACCUGCUGCUGUCAUCCCAGCUCAGUGAGGAGAGCCCAGUGAAUCGUCUCAAGGCUGAGCUCCUCAUGCAGCUUGACAAUAUUCUGACCUCUGCUGAGGACCAUGUCCUCGUGGUCUGCUCCACCAAUAAGCCUGAAGAGAUCCCAGAGUCCCUAAGGAGGUACUUUGCCAAGCGAUUGCUCAUCCCCUUGCCUGAUGGGACAGCACGACACCAGAUAAUCAGCCAACUGCUCUCACAGCACAACUACUGUAUUAGUGACAAAGAGAUGUCACUACUAGUUCAGAGGACAGAGGGCUUUUCGGGACUGGACGUGGCCCAGCUGUGUCAGGAAGCCGUGGUAGGUCCUCUCCAUGGCAUUCCUGGUACCGACCUGUCAAGCAUCCAUCCUGCUCAGAUGAGGCCGGUCUCCUACCAAGACUUUGACAAUGUGUUUUGCAAAUUCCAACCCAGCAUAUCACAAAAAGAACUUGACAUGUACACUGAGUGGAAUAAAAUGUUUGGUUGUAGUCAAUGAAAGAGACCCAUCAAACAUGAUCUCUUUAAACCCUGUAGUUGAAUACAGAUAAGUGUUUGGCCUUCAGUGAACAAGAAAUAUUACAAGCAGUGGUGACACAAACACGUACAGCAAAGGGAUUGUCCUUGAAGGCUUUAGACAAAAGAUGACAUUCUGGACUUCACACAUUGGUAAAAAAAAAUAAUUAAAUGCUUUAUGUGGCUGACGCCAUGUGCUCAUUAAAACGACCUGGAGACAAUGCCCCCCGUUUUUUGUAUAUACAUAUAUAUAUAAAUAUAUAUACAUACUAUUCUGCUGAUCUUGAGAUUUAGUUGCUAUCAAGUGCCUGAGGUGGUGCUGUUUAAGUUUUCUUUUCUCACAAUCUUCAUUGGUGACAUGUGCUAAUAUGAAAAAAAAAAAAGCUUUAAAAUGGGACAAAAAACUUGCUUUCUCCUUUCCAUUAGAACGGUGUUCUACAGCUGUGUCUGUUUUCGUGCUCUUUGUGAACAGUUGUGGUUAAUUUGAGCUAAAUUAAAUUUAUUGGCAUAAUUACAGUUUGGAUUCAUUACCUUCCACAGGUUUUAUGUGUGUGUAAAUCCUUUAAUUACAACGACACUGACAUUUUUGCUGGAUUUGUUCUCUGGCAAACUUAUGGUGAAUUUGGUUGCUGUACUGGCCUCUCCACUAUAGAAGAAAUUACAAAAACAAUUCUUAUUUUACAAUGUGACUUCAAUCGAAUCAAUAAAUGACUGUGUAAUUGCUGUUAAAAUAUUGUUGCAGUAGUAAUUUGCAGUGUUUCACAUAAAUGUAAUAUUCUACCAUUAUUUCUUUUGAUGUUCUCUAUUUGAAAACUCAGGAAAGUGAUGAUGAUAUGUACAGUACCUCAUAAGCUUGUGUUGAAGCACUACAAAAGCAUUUGGCUUGCAUUUGAAAUUCCACUAUCAAACCAUGUAAGGCUAUAUAAUACCUCAAAAAGCUUAAAGUGAAACGAGGAGGUCCCUACAAUGAAUGUACAAGAGUCAUUCGAAACAAAUCAUUCGUUCGGGUUUUCUUUGCCGCCUUUGCUUUAGCUUGUGGUCAUGCACAGCUGAGAGAAAUCCGAAAGGUGCAGACAAACAUCUCGGGGUUGAGGAAGACAGUGGCCCCCGAGCUAUUCCAUUCCAUCCUGCUGCCGUUUUAUCGUUAAUGAAACCUAAGGAUUAUGUAUAGCCUAAGUUCCUUUCUACCUCAGUUUGUUAGUUAUCUCUGAAAGACAAAUUCGCGAAGACAGCAAAAUGUCAGCACCUAUUCUGCCUGUUUGAUGAGGAGAAACCUUUUUGAGAGAACACCAAAUGUUGUGUGCAAAAAUUUAUUGAGCUUUACAUUUUGAUAACCCUGUUUCUCACCACAUAAUGCACUUAAAGGGGAAUACCACUGAAUAUCAGCUUCGGGAUAUGCCUUUGCCUUAGGACAAUUUGGUCUGUAUCAGCCAACAUUCACCACUUGAUCAUGUUUCGCCCCUGAAUCUGUGAUGUCAAAUAGAAAAAUCUAAACGUGAUGUUGGGUACACAUGUUUCUGGCUUGGAACCAAUUCCGUUAUUUUAAAGCAAAGUUUACAGAAGAAUUGGUUUUACUGUCUCAGGCCAUGACUGUAACAUUCAAGAAUUGAGUGGCAUUCCUUUUUAAGAACAUGUCUCACUGUACAUGAAACUGUUAUUUUUACUCUAUGUUUGUCAUUUUCACACUCAAACUGUUGUGUUUACAGUGUUAUCAAUCAGUAUUUGCUGCCAUUAAUCAGUACAUUUCCAUGCAACAUUUCCUUUUUUUUUCCUUUCAAUUUUUUUGGCAACGAAAGAGCCGGGCUGAGCUGACAGCUGAAUUGGCAAGUUAAAAUGUUAUUGAAUGUAUUAUGUCCUCUGAGCAGUAAAGGAAAAGCAAAGCACUCGCACAUUGAAAAAAAAAUGCCACUGAAGUAGAUAGCACUGUAGGUGUAGGCGUAUAGUACUGCAGAGGCACUAAAGGACCUUGUGUUUGUUUUUCAAAGGAGGUCCCUUCAUGUUUGUUUCCUAUUGCACAUGUUUUACCUGGUCUUUUUUUUUUUUUUUUUUUUAUCGGACAGUGUGCAUAUUGAUCACUGCAGCCUGGUUUUGGUAUCAUUAACUCUUCCAGACCUGUUUCAGGAUGUUUACAGAGCAUCCAGCACAGAAACUACGUAGCAGCAGAUACAGCUAGCAAGCUUGCCAGCAUUAAUAUCUGGUUGUAGUUUCACAUUAUUUGUGGUUACAGAUAUUCAGUAUUAAGAUGGGUGACGGCAUUUUCACUGAAUGCACGUAAGUCAACCCUGCCCCACACCAUUUGAACAACCCAGGAGCGGGACCACUCUCACAAUUAACUUGGUCACUUAAUUCAUUGUUUUUAUUCAUUCAAGUUGCUUUUUUCACUUACUGUGCACAUGCAACAUAUCCAGCAGGUCGAUAGCCAACAUGAAAGUCUAGUUGAACGCUUCAAACAUGAAAAAUACAGGCACAUUGGUUCAAUAUUAAUGGAAAAUACUUUGUACAUUGUCUUUUUAUUUUCUCUGCCCAAGCUGCAGAAUUUUAAGAAUUGUAAGAACUGCAUAUCUCCUCUCAAAUACUGUGUCAUUUAUUGGAACAUUUUGAGGUUUUUAGUGGUUGAAAUUGUUCUUGAAGCCAAAGUAGAACCGUUUUCUUUUCAACAUGGUGUUUCAACAUUGUUUAAAGAAGUUGUGAAUUUCAGUGUCCAUAAAGGUGCGAUAUGUAAGAAUUAAGUUGAUGACAUUCAAACUUCAUCGCCAACAUAAUGUGCAGAAAUAACAGCUUUGAUGUUAAGAUGUCUGUGUGUUGUUUUUGCUGAAGAUAGCAUGCUUACCAGCUAGCCCCUGCCUGCACGGUUCAAAGCUCCUGUGCCAGUAGUGUAGACACCAACUCUCCAAGUCUGGACCGCUAGCUGCACGGCUAACUAAGCUAACUAGCUAAUGGCUGCUACAGUUAACAGUGCCUCUGGUGAUAUACUGCCCCCUUUUUGUCUGGAGUAUGAAUUCCACAGCGGCUUCUUACAUAUCGCACCAUUAAUGCAACAGGGUAAGUUGUGGAUAUUUGAAAUUGGUGAUUUUAUAGUGCUCUCACUGGGCAUUUCCAAGUGAUUCUAUCAAAGCAUGUCAAAUAUUGUGAGUUUUGUGAAGCAUUUUUUGGCUUUAUCCUGUCCUGAGUUUAUGAACAGUCAGUCACCUCUGCCUGGACUGCAAAAAGAAACAUAGCUGAAGUGAAACGCUUUAAAAAUGUUGAUAUUAGCAGAAGAUGUUACACACCACACAGUGUAUUGUCACACAGGAAUAUAAUUGCUUCUGUGUCCAUGGUUGCUAAUUUUAAGAAGCAAUUUUGCUCAUGGCAAGGUUUUUGACAAGAAGGCGAUAAGAAGCCCUAAGUGCCAUUAACAAGCACAGAUUUCACGAGUUCAAGAGGUUUGACUGUUCAUGAACUGACGGAGGUAUGUAUGUUAAAAGGCGGAAAUGUUCCACUCAAAUUAAGUAGUACUUGUAAUCACUCGACAACAACAGAUCUUGUCACGUAUUUGCAGUGCAGAUGAGCACAGUGUGUAACACGGGAAGUUACAUUUGUAUGUUUUUAGACAGUAAAAAGGCUCACAGCAAGAUCUGAUACGAGGAAAAACAAUUACGGAUUUAUUUCGAUAGGGUGUAUAUUUCACAUGCUAUAGAUGUUAUCGUUAAACUAGUCAUUCAUCGUUGGGGGUGAUGUGAUGAAAAGGCCAACAGACAGACUUGAGCCGAACCUAUGAUAAGCACAUCGAGUCUCACAGUGACGCCAACUCAGUCACUUCUGUCAGUAUUUCUGUAAUUACAUUCUGUUGAAAACUGCUUUUGAUUCCAUCCUGAUGUAGUUUUAUAGUCCGCCUUUUUUUUUCUUUUUUUUUUUAUAACCAUUUCUACCUCAUUACUACAUAUUGUACAUGUAGUACUUACGUCCUGUCAUUUUGAAUGUCAUGCAUUUGUGGAUAAAAAAAAAAAAAAAGUAAAAAAAACAAACAAAAAAAAUUAACAAAAGAGAAAAAAAAGCUUGCCCUUGAAUCUGAGCAGUCUACCUCAAAAAGACUGUCUUUACACUGUCAAGUACAAGUCGCAGAAAAAAAAUGAGGCACCUUGAGGGCAAAGAUGAAGAAAAACCUGCACAUACAGUUCAUUUACAAUACCGUGUUUCAGUUGAAUUGCUGUGGGCUGUGUAGGUCUUCUACAAGGUCGCCAAUGCAAAUCCAUUUCCUAAAAAGUACAGUAACGAGUUGCUUUAAUCCUUUGUUAAUUGUUGUAGUGCGCAUGUUAAUGUGUGUGUAUGUGCACUUGCAAUGACCAUGCAAGUAUGAGGGACAACACAACGAGAUAUGAAAAAUUUGUACUUUUCAUAUACAUGUACAGAGAAUAAACUUGCACAUAGCUGUACGUAUUGUACAUUUGCUAAUGAUAUACAGCAUACAUACAAAAAAAUGCACCACAUACAUGUUUAUAUGUGUGUAUGUAUCGCCAUACUUACAGUACAGUCGGUUUAAAUGUAUUUUAAUUUCAAGGUACAUACUGAAUAAAGAUGUUUUCUUUUUUUUUCCUUCCUGAAAACUGGAUGCAUUUUGUACCUUCACUUGAUUAAAUUUGCAACGGUGUGAUCGA
Messenger RNA from Acanthopagrus latus (yellowfin seabream), 7165 nucleotides. RefSeq names its product fidgetin (gene fign). Bases 253 to 2514 code for a protein of 753 amino acids. Gene Ontology annotation, molecular function: microtubule severing ATPase activity; ATP hydrolysis activity; ATP binding. The transcript has 2 exons. NCBI's taxonomy places the organism in Eukaryota, Metazoa, Chordata, Actinopteri, Spariformes, Sparidae. The record is from RefSeq and is a predicted model, not a curated record.